Drosophila bipectinata is the source of this 3550-nucleotide messenger RNA. The record is from RefSeq and is a predicted model, not a curated record. NCBI's taxonomy places the organism in Eukaryota, Metazoa, Arthropoda, Insecta, Diptera, Drosophilidae.
CUCGAGUAGAAGUCGGACCCCAAAACCCCCUUCGGAUAGAACGCGAUCACGUAGCCAAGCUGGAGUGCCGGGUGGAUGCCAAGCCCAUGGUCAGCAAUGUGAGAUGGUCGAGGAACGGGCAGUAUGUAAGUGCCACGCCCACUCACACCAUCUACAGGGUGAAUCGUCAUCACGCCGGAAAGUACACCUGCAGCGCUGAUAAUGGCUUAGGAAAAACGGGAGAAAAGGAUAUAGUUCUGGAUGUCCUGUAUCCACCGAUUGUGGUCAUCGAAUCGAAAACCCACGAAGCCGAGGAGGGAGAAACGGUCCUCAUUCGAUGCAAUGUCACUGCCAAUCCAUCGCCCAUCAACAUUGAAUGGCUGAAGGAAGGAGCCCCCGAUUUCCGACAUAAUGGCGAGCUAUUGACCCUGGGCUCUGUGAGGGCGGAACAUGCCGGGAACUACAUCUGCCGAUCGGUGAAUAUAAUGCAACCAUUCAACUCUAAGAGGGUCGAGGGCGUUGGUAACUCCACGGUGGCUCUGCUGGUUCGCCAUCGACCUGGCCAGGCCUACAUAACACCCAACAAGCCAGUGGUUCAUGUGGGCAAUGGCGUGACCCUGACCUGCUCAGCAAUGCCUCCCGGGUGGCCAGUGCCACAGUAUCGUUGGUUCCGCGACAUUGACGGCGAUAUCGGAAACACUCAGAAAAUCCUGGCCCAGGGUCCCCAGUACUCCAUCCCCAAGGCGCACUUGGGCAGCGAGGGAAAGUACCACUGUCAUGCUGUCAAUGAGCUGGGAAUCGGCAAGAUAGCCACCAUUAUCUUGGAGGUGCAUCAGCCACCGCAGUUCCUGGCCAAGCUACAACAGCACAUGACUCGCCGGGUGGGCGAUGUGGACUAUGCCGUGACCUGCAGUGCCAAAGGGAAACCAACUCCCCAGAUUCGAUGGAUCAAGGAUGGCACGGAAAUUUUGGCCACCAGGAAAAUGUUUGACAUACGCACCACACCCACAGAUGCCGGUGGCGGUGUAGUGGCGGUUCAGAGCAUUCUCCGAUUCAGGGGCAAGGCUAGACCCAAUGGAAAUCAACUGCUGCCCAACGACAGAGGUCUCUACACCUGCCUUUACGAGAACGACGUAAACUCGGCCAACUCCUCCAUGCAUCUAAGGAUCGAACACGAGCCGAUAAUCAUCCAUCAGUACAAUAAGGUAGCCUACGACUUGAGGGAAUCCGCCGAAGUUGUGUGCCGUGUCCAGGCCUAUCCGAAGCCGGAAUUUCAGUGGCAGUACGGAAACAAUCCCUCACCUCUGACCAUGUCCUCCGACGGCCACUACGAGAUCAGUACGAGGAUGGAGAACAAUGACAUUUACACCUCGAUCUUGAGGAUAGCCCACCUGCAGCAUUCCGACUAUGGGGAGUACGUCUGCAGAGCCGUGAAUCCGUUGGACAGUAUCCGAGCACCCAUUAGAUUGCAGCCCAAGGGCUCACCGGAGAAACCGACCAACCUUAAGAUCCUGGAAGUGGGUCACAACUAUGCCGUCCUGAACUGGAUACCAGGCUUCAAUGGAGGCUUUUCGAACACCAAGUACUUGGUUAGCUACCGCCGAGUGGCCACCCCAAGGGAGCAGAGCCUGUCCGACUGCUCAGGCCAUGGCUAUAUCCCCAGCUACCAGAUCAGCAGUUCGUCCAGCGGCAACUCCAAUCAUGAAUGGAUUGAGUUUAACUGCUUCAAAGAGAAUCCCUGUAAGCUGGCACCUUUGGACCAGCACCAGAGCUACAUGUUCAAGGUCUACGCUCUUAAUUCUAAGGGAACCUCUGGAUACUCCAAUGAGGUGGUGGCCACCACGAAAGUCAGUAAAAUUCCACCGCCCCUGCAUGUCAGCUACGAUCCCAACUCCCAUGUCCUGGGCAUCAAUGUGGCAGCCACUUGCUUGUCCCUGAUUGCCGUGGUCGAGUCGCUAGUAACGCGUGACGCAACUGUACCCAUGUGGGAGAUUGUGGAGACACUGACGUUGCUGCCCUCGGGAAGCGAAACCACAUUCAAGGAGGCCGUCAUCAAUCACAUGUCCCGACCGGCUCAUUACACGACCGCCACCUCGGGCCGCAGUUUGGGCAUGGGUGGCGGUGUGGUAGGAGGCGUGGCAGGUGGCUCCCAUCACGGUGAGGAUCGAACAAUGGCGCUGGCGGAAACAGCAGGCCCAGGACCAGUGGUAAGAGUUAAGCUAUGUCUGCGAUCGAACCACGAGCACUGCGGGGCCUACGCAAAUGCAGAAAUUGGCAAGUCCUACAUGCCGCACAACUCCUCUAUGACGACGUCCGCCCUGGUGGCCAUCAUCAUCGCCUCGAUAUCCUUCUGCAUCUUUCUGGCACUUCUGUACGCCUUCUGUCGCUGUCGCAGGACACACGCUGCCAAAAAGGAGGCGGCCGGGGGGACAGGCACAGCCACAAACACCACGACUCCCGGUACCGCCGGAGGCAAGGAGUACGACCUUGAUUUGGACGCCAGCCGGAGACCCUCGCUGACCCAGACGUCGGUGGGUGACCCGCAACAGCAGUCGCAGCAGCAGCCCCCGCCCCCACCGCCCUACUACCCCACCGGCAGCCUGGACUCCAAGGAAACCGGUGGAGGCUGUGGCAUGGAGCUCACCCUCACUGCCCUCCACGAUCCCGACGAGCAGCUGAAUAUGCAACAGCAGCAGCACCACAGCAACCACGGCCAGUACCAACAACCCAAAGCCAUUCUGGGAAUUUACAGUGGUGCCGGGGCAGGAUCUGGGGCAGGCAGUGGGUCAGGAGUAGGAGUCAGCAGUGGUGCACACUCAAACGGCUAUGGCUAUCAUGUGACAAGUGCCAUCGGCGUGGACGGCGACAGCUAUCAAGUGCUGCCCUCCGCCGCCAACUCGGCAGCAGGAUCCCACGGAAUAGGACACGGACAUGGACAUGGACACGGCAUCGGAACCGGAGCCGGAGAGUGGUCGAGCAACAAUUCGAAUGAGAACAACUACAGCAACGCCAGGGACAUGUCGCAGGAGGCCUUGUGGCGCCUCCAAUUGGCCGCCGCCCAGUCGCAGCAGAUUUACGUAGAGCGGCCGCCGUCGGCGUUCAGCGGCCUGGUGGACUACAGCGGCUACUCGCCGCACAUCCAGACGGUGACCAGUUCCCUGAGCCAGCAAAGCUUCGUUGCAGCCGCCGGUGGGUCUGCCCAGGGGCAGCCCUUGGCGCCCCACGAAAUGUUGCAAGCUGCCCAGCGGUAUGGCACCUUGAGAAAAUCCAGCAAGCAACCGCCUCUACCACCGCAGAGAAAGGACCUGGGACAGCAGCCCAAGCCACAGCAGCAAAUGGCGGAUAUAAUACAGGAUUUGGCAAAUUAAACUAAUUGGCCGUUAAGAGAAACCAACAUACAUUUUGACAUUAGCAUUUAAGUAAGUCUACAACAACAGAAAAAAAAAGAGCAAAAAAAACACACAAGCAUAAAAAAUAGAAUUUUUAAAUGUUUAAGUGGCGUAAAAAUGGCUAACAAAGCAAACAUAAAAACCUAAUUAAGUGGAAAUUUACCUAUUUCGACCAACAACAA